UGUGGAACAUGUGAAUGACCUCUGACCCUGGUCCACUGCCCACCCCAAUACCUGGAGCUCCAGUGGCCAGUCCAGUCCCUUCCACUCACCAGUAUACACCUACCUGUUUUGUCUUUGUGAUGUUCCAUGCAUGAUCCAUAUUUGUUCAUCAUAAGACUAGUCAACAAUGCCAAGUAAGAUAAACAGCCCUAUUUCUGCUGAUGAUGCUCAAAGAAUAAAGAAGAAUUGGGGAUUUUUAAACAGAAAUCUCGACCAAAAUUCAAUAAGGGGUGAUUUCAUGGAUGAAGAUGUAUGGGAUUUGCCCGACUUCCAUGAAAUAGAUGCGGAGAAAACACCUCAAAAACGAAAUGAAGUUUUCUUGAAAUUACUUUUGAGAUCUGGACCAAGGGCGUAUAAGAUAUUUAUUGCAGCAUUGAAAGAGCAGAGUUUAGAUUAUAUUGUACAAAAGCUUGAAAGUACAAAGAUCAUACAAUACACAGAGACUACAAUGCAAAGUCAGAUUGACCAACCUAUUUCUGCUGAAGAUGCACAACGAAUAGAAAAGAAUAUGAGUUUUCUAACUCAACAACUCGCUCAAGACGAAAUAAGGGAUAAUUUUAUAGAGCAACUAAUAUGGGAUGUGCCGCACUUCGAAGAAAUAGAUGGUGAAAAUACACCUCAAAAAAGGAAUGAAGUUUUUUUAAAAUUACUUUUGAGAUCUGGACCAAAGGCGUAUGAGAUAUUUAUUGCAGCAUUGAAAAAUCACAAUUCGAAUCAUAUUGUAAAAGAGCUUGUGAGUACGAAGAUCACACAAAACAAUCAGGCAGUAUUAGAUCAUUUUGCAAGUUUGACAGACGACCGGAAAACCCACGUUCUGGUGAACACAGACCUGCUUAAAUUCAACAAAGUUGUGGGUAGUGGUAUUGAAAUAUUCGGAAAAGCCUUACAAUUAAAACAAGCCGACAUUGAUGGGAUUCGAAUGGUAAAUCCAUUGUCGGUGCCCACCCAAGUCCACCAGAUAAUUCAGAUGUGGAAGAACAAAAAUGGUAAAUUGGCAACCUUAGGACGUUUUACAAAGAGUUUGAUGGAUGCAGAGGCUGCAGGGGCUAGGAUUUAUUGGGAUGAUUUUUAUAAAGGUGUGAAAGAAGUGACUUCUUCAAAAUCAUGAAGCAAUAAAAUGGUGAUAAACAAGCACGAGUGCAGGGUAACAUAUAUGCUCCAACUAUUUUUAUUAUUGCAUUGAAAAACAAUUUUGUUCCUGUUUGAAACCACCUUCAAAUUUGCUUCAGUUCAAAAGAUCUAGUACGUUGUGUUUGAAAGUUGAAUAAAAUUAGAAAAAAAGUUGCUGAUGAAUGAGAAAUAAUUCUUUUUAUCUUUUAUGGGAAGAUCAUUACAGUCGGGCAUUCAAUCACGAUUAAAUUAAUCAUUAUGAUUGAAUUAAUCAUGUUCUGACUGUACUCCCCAUUAAAGUUGAAGAGUUAUUUCUUGUUACUUAUAUUUUUUCAAUAUUAAAAUGUAAAACUUGAAUUUAAUACACAGACAAAGAGUGAAAAAACACUGAAAAAUGUCAAUAUUUCCCUUGAACGAUUUUGUUAAAAUGCAUGCAUUAUCAUUUCAUUUUCUUUAUUUAUAAGUCUCAUAAUGCAGCGGUGUGUGCAUAACAACUGAAUAACAAUUAAGUGUUGUCUGCAAAUGUGAAUUAUACAUAAAAAUUACUGUAAUAUCAUAUGGGUAAUUUCAAAUUAGUUGAAGAGCCACUGUAACAGCCACAAGCGUGAUCUUUGAUUUUCGCUUUUGACGUUGCACUUAACAGCGUUCAACGUUUGUGGCAUCACCAUUUUUGGGAGUUGAUUUUUAAUUAACUCUUCUAUGCAGUUACUCUGGCAAACCGAAACUGAAACAGUGUUUGGACCUUAUCACAUAUCAUCACCGCUGACAAGACCUAGUUCUUGAAAAUAAUCGUUUUAUUUGACGUAAUGUAUGUUGAAGCAUUUUUUUUAUUAAAACUUAUUUAGGAUUACCUUAAAAAUAGUCAGAUUUUAAAAAGUACGAACAAUUUAGAUAUUUUUUGCAGUUGUAUGUAUUCCUACGCCGCAGUUCAAAAAAGUCUCGUUUAAUCAUCGGCUGUCUCCGUAAAUCCCCGACAAGCAGAGAUUCAGUCUAUAUUUAGAGGUCGCGUCAUCGAGCUAUCACGCGACCUGGUGUUGGCAGAGAGUACCUCUUGCUUGUCGGAGAUCUGGUUGAACGAAACUAGUGUUAAGAGUUUGUUAUUGCAUAGAUCCAUGCAAUUUUUGAAAUAUUUCGAUUACUGAUACAUACUUUGCUGGAAUAAAUUCUAUUUUUUAAUAUUACACAACAUGAUUCAUAAAGGGUUUUUCCGAAAUUCUUGUCGGAAAAGUCUGAUAAUUCAUAUUAUAAAAGUGUGCGUAAUUCAAGUACAGCUUAUAAACUACUUGCCAAGCAAAAUAACAUAUCGUUGAUUUUAAAAUAAAUAAUAAUCGAUAAAAUCAACUCCCGUUAGUACUUAAGUACUUUGAUUCUUCAUCUUUUCAGUAGAUUUUACAAGUUGUUACAUGUAAAUAGUAUGGAUUUCAACUAGAAACUGCAACGAGGGGAGUGGGGGGUGUGUGCAAUGAAAAUAAAAUUGGUCGUGGACUUUGUGUUUUAAAAACUAAUCAAGUCACUGACUAUUGUAACUUUAAACAAGUAUUCCUUUUAAAGGAAUGAUCGGCAAUGGUGAUAUAUUGAUAGCUAGAAGCAAUCAACAUGAUCAGUUUGUUGUAAAAUAAUUAAAAAAGUACUGUUUUUUUUUUUUUUACAAAAUAUAGAAUAUUUUGGAUUUGUACACCAUAAUUUCAUCAUUAUAAACCGUCAGCAAAUUUAAUUUUAAAAUAAAUUUGGGGAAAGCCGUUCGUAA
This is a messenger RNA of Magallana angulata, 2896 nucleotides long. RefSeq lists its product as uncharacterized. Gene Ontology annotation, molecular function: protease binding; death domain binding. The record is from RefSeq and is a predicted model, not a curated record. The transcript is spliced from 4 exons. NCBI's taxonomy places the organism in Eukaryota, Metazoa, Mollusca, Bivalvia, Ostreida, Ostreidae. Bases 167 to 1147 code for a protein of 326 amino acids. Gene Ontology annotation, biological process: signal transduction; regulation of apoptotic process.